Metschnikowia bicuspidata var. bicuspidata NRRL YB-4993 is the source of this 763-nucleotide messenger RNA. RefSeq lists its product as uncharacterized. Lineage: Eukaryota; Fungi; Ascomycota; Pichiomycetes; Serinales; Metschnikowiaceae. The record is from RefSeq and is a predicted model, not a curated record. The transcript has a single exon. Bases 251 to 670 code for a protein of 139 amino acids.
AGAUCAUCCGGAGCUUGAUUGCCAUCUGUGGAAACACACUCUUUUGUCAGCCCACGGCUGGCUGAUCCGCUUACUGGCCAAGCCACUUCUCCAACUCACCUACCCUCCAUCAGGGGAUGACCAUAAACUCGAUCGAGUAUCAGGCAGUGACCAUAGAAAGAUUCUGCACGACAUGCGCUAUGUCUUCUCUUUCUUAUGUUCUCUUCUCUUUCUUUGAUAUUUUCUCUUUCUUUGAUAUUUUCUCUUUCUUAUGUUCUCUUCUCUUUCUUUGAUCUCUUCUCUUUCUUUGAUCUCUUCUCUUUCUUAUGGUCUCUUCUCUUUCUUAUGGUCUCUUUCUUUUAUUCUCUUCUCUUUAUGUUGUUCUCUUUAUCUUAUUCUCUUUUUUUCUUUUAUUCUUUUCUCUUUCUUAUGUUCUCUUCUCUUUCUUAUGUUCUCUUCUCUUUCUCGUGAUGUUUUCUAUUUCUUAUGUUCUCUUCUCUUUCUUAUGUUCUAUUCUCUUUCUUGUGUUCUCUGCUCGUUCUAUGAUCUCUUCUCUCUCUUCCGAUCUCUUCUCUUUCUUAUGUUCUCUUCUCUUUAUUUCGUUCUCUUUCUUUUCUUCUCUCUCUUUCUUUUAUUAUCUUCUCUUUCUUUUGAUGUCUUCUCUUUCUUUGAUCCCUUUUCUUUAUUUUAAUCUCUUUUAUUUCUUAUGCUGUCUCCUCUUUCUUAUGAUGUUUUCUCUUUCUUAUGAUGUAUUCUUUUUCUUCUUUUAUUCUCUUCUCCUUAU